UGCCCUUUGAAGUGAAUUUCGGCCGUUGACCUCAUUGGACGAAACCCGCGAGUCUGACGGGCUCUUUGGUAGCUUGAUUUUUUUCGGUUCUGAAUAUUUAGUUCAACACCGGUUUUGCAUUCGCGACUGUGUUGACGGUAGAGCAGUGGGUUGUAGAUAGGGGGUUGCGCGUGCCCUGUAGUUUAAACCUCAGUGAAAGCGGCUUGCGCGUGCCCUGUAGUUUAUACCUCAGUGAAAGCGGCUUGCUCAAGGAAUCCCACGUCUCCAGUAUCACCUUGCAGCCGGUGUGAAAUCGUGGACAGACCGAUUUUCACGUCAGGGCGGAUUGUUACACCGGUGCAGAGACCCAACGCUUUUUUAAAACCAUCUAAAGGUCAGCGAUUCAGUUGGUGACCACAUCCAUUAUCCCUGGGUUCAGUGUACAAGCAGCACUGAAUCCAGUAAGCGUAUCCAGUAGCAAGGUGUUUAAAGGCUAAUAUUGGCGAUGAAACCUGAUGGGGUGGCCACAGAACCAAUGGAAGCAGAGGGAAUGCAACCAGUAGCAGAGCCAACCGUCAAUGAGGGGGUUUCGCAAAACGGCACUACGUCAUCACCUCCCCAACCCAAUGAACCCCAAAAUGGGAAAGAGGCUCCCUCAACCGGGAAGGAAGCUGCGGGGAAGGCAGUAGAUCCAAAAAGUAAAUCUAAAGCCCCAGUCAAAAGUAAAACAACAGCGGCAGGUCCUGCACCAGGCACGAGACCCAAAACAACCCAAAGCCGCUUAGCUAACAGAGUAACAAAACCCACAGCAAGUACUGCAACCAACAAACCCACUGUAGCUACCAAUGCGACAGCAGAGAAGAAACCCAGUACUGCAGUUGGGGCUGCCAGUAAGAAACCUAAGGUGUCGGCUUUUGGAACUAGCAGGACUGCGACGACAACAGCGACCAGUGGUACAAAGACAGGAACAACUGUCAGCACAGCUAACAGUUUGAGUAAAAGACCCGCCACAGCCUCCACCAGUGCAGCAACCAAACCCAAAAGCACAGCUCCAAGGCCAACCACUGCCAAACCCAGCACUUCAGCCAUAGCAAAAACCACUUCAGCUACCAAAACUAACAGGACAAUUGGCAGUUCUGCUCCACGACCAGCUACCACUUCAGCUACAGGCAGAGUAACCACCAGUACGACAACUACAACAGCGAGUAAAACAAACCGAACUGCUACUCAACAACCUGUUAAACCAUUGGUCACAGCAUCAACCACCCGCAAAGAUGCUACCAAAACAGGCACUACCGGCCCAGCAAAGAAACCAGUUGCCGCACUAGCAUCCCGUCCUGCUGCCAGCAAGCCUUCAAACUCUCAAAAGCCAGCUGCAGCUGUGAAACGACCACUGCCUAGCAUCAAACCACCUCAACCGAAACCAGAUGACAAAAAAAGCGUGCCGACACGUAAGGUGCCACCUAGUCCACGAAACGCUCCUUCACGGCCAACAUCAGGCAAGACAGCUGCAGCCUCCCCUAGUCGGAGUACAAAAGUCACUGGAAAGCUUCCACUAAGCAAACCGACACAGUCUGUGUUGCCUCUCGUUGUCAAGGGAAAGUCUACUGAUAAAGAACCCGCAGCAGAGUCUGUGCAGCUUUCAGCAGCUGUAGUAUCUACAGUUUCUGUUGCAACAGCUGCAGCAAUAGCCACAGAAGAAUCUCUUCAGGGCCCUGAAGCUACUCCAACUCCAGAGAGCUCUCUAGACGUUACAGCCUCCUCUUCCUUAGAUGUUCAGGAAACUAUUGAUGUGCCGGUCAUUAACACCAAUGAAGACACAGAGCUGCUGCCUCAAGAUGGGCUAGUAGACGUUACAGCCUCUUCCUUAGAUGUUCAGGAAACUAUUGAUGUGCCGGUCCUUAACACCAAUGACGACACAGAGCCACUGCCUCAAGAUGGGCUAGUAGAAGCUGUUCCAGUUGAAGGGUCUGAUUCUCAUCCUACUACUUUUGAAGUUACUCAGGAAUUUGAAGAACAAGGUUCAGAAAAAGCUGGUGAAAAGCUCACUGAAAAAGCUGAUGAAAAGCUCACUGCUGCUGUGGCUCCGGCUGCACAGGAUGCAGUUAAGCAAGAAACUGUAACUGCUUCACCAUUUGAUAACCCUGCUGCUACAACAGUGCCCUCUGUUGGCUCACAAGUGGCUGAAAAAGCUGAGGGAGUUAACAGUGAGUGUUGUGAAGAUGUGGAAGAAGAAGAGAGGGAGGGUAGUCAGCAAGUGUCUUUGUCAGAAAUGAGUGGCACCCAGCCUACUGAAGAGUCUCGACCUGGUUCAGCUGGUCUUGCGGGGUCCAUUUGGCGAGCAGGGGCCUUGCUCUCGGAACUUGACUCUGAAGAUGUAAGCUGCAGCCAGCAAGGGGCAUCGGAGCUCAGUGCUCCAGGUGUCCUGGAGGGCACUGAAAGCAUGGAUGAUCUGGGUGAUGCUAGCCUUAAAGGAGCUGAAGGUGUGUCUGUUGGUUCUCCUGACUUUGAGAAGGUUCCUGAUAAUCUUACUAAUGAAGAGGAUGAAGAUGAUGAUGAAGAUGAUGACGACCGAGUGUGUGAUAUGGAUGUUGGGUCGGAAAGAGCAGAGGACUCAAACAAACAGCAUUUUGAUCAUGAUGAUGAUGAAGAUGAGGAUGUAGAAAUGGCAAGUGAAGGCAUCACUGAGAGUGGGCUUGAAAGUUAUGGGAAUGCAGAUGAGGAUGAUUUAACAGAGGACUACCGGUUGGACAACCUGAAUCGUAUUCGGCCUCCUCCCGUGGAUAUGUCCGGCUUUCCAGGAGCCCAGUGGAAUCAGUCCAGUUGUAUUGCUGAUCCUUGGGCCCAGCUACCACAACCCGCCUCUACUCUACUCUCUAGUCCUUCCUCUGAACAUUGUCAAGCAGAUCCAGAAACCCCAACCCAAGCACCUGCUCAGGCAACAUUGGAUGCUAGCAAUUCUGAAAGAGGCCCUUCUUACCCCCCAAACCUUCUUGAACCCCCGUCUUGCUCAACUCAAUCCCCGCCAGCUACUUCAGAGGUAGAUGUCAGCCCCAAACAUGUCCUGACACCCCCUCAAGCCUGCGAAUCCCAGUUUGGUAUCCUCACUGGCCCUGGGCUGGAAUCUGACAUUAUCAGAGACACUAGCGAACCAGAGAACAUAAAAGAUGACAACAGCUGGUUAGGUAAUGAGAUUUCUAAAGUAGAUCAGCAACCAGAACCACUUAACCCUGUCUUGCCUGACAUCAUGCAAGAUCUAGGUGUUCACUUUGAACGUCCUAAUGAGGAGGAAGAACCAGAGACUCUUCCAGCUGAUGAUGUGCUGGGUGGCCCAGCAUCUGCACCAUCAUCUCCUUCAUCAGCUACUGAGGAUGAGGCUAGUGACACAGAAGGUGAAAUGCAGAUCAGAGAUCCUCAAGCUGAGCUACCUGUAACUGAAACUGCACCUGUGACACACAAUUUGUCCACUUUAGAGGAGCGUGAAGAAAUCGGUGGAGAGAUUGAAGGCGGUGGUGGUAGUGACACCCCUCAGUCUGCCACAUCUGCUGCUUCCUAUGGGUUUGACUACAUGACUUCUAACUCCAAUGCCCAGUCAUCUGCUGAAAGUUGCAGCAAGAGCCCUGGCAUCUUCUCCCUAGAAAAUGAAGAGCAGCUUCCUGAUGAGGCCAAGGAUCCAUCUCUUCUUAAAGAGCUGACCCUUAUAUCUACUCCUGCAGAUGGUGAAAAGAUUGAAAGUCUUAAAGGCCAACAUGUGGAGUUCCAGUCCCACUCAGAACAGCACUACAUGCUUUGUGGAGAGUCCAGUGAGCAGGCCGAGCCUGAUUUACUACAGCCAGUUGCGCAUUUAGAGUGGGGCUUGAGUGAUUCUUCUUCCCCACAGCACGCGGAAGAACAAGAUCUUGACACUCAGCAUCCCUACUACUCAACUAUAUGCGAAAAUACUGAUAGUCCCUUGGCAGGAAGGAACUCCCACUUUCCGCUGCAACCGCCAGACUUGCUCCACAUCCAAAUGACGAUGUCAUCCAAACUCCGGCAACGGCCCCGCUCCGCCCAUGGCACCCAACCACCACGGCUUCCCACUGACCUCCCGCCCAGAAUAUCAAAUGUGGGGUCAAACGCACAGCUCCGAUGUCUAGAGCAGCACCAACAGCACCUUCACAAAAUUCAGCAACGGCAGGAGAAGCGGAAUCAAGAACAAGAGAGCGGAGAGGAUGCAAGAGAGAAACAAGUGAGCAUUGAGCGGGAGGAGGAGGAGUUAGAGAAACAGAGAAGGAAUUUACUCGAGUUGAAACUCAGACAACAAGAGCAAGAACUGAAACAACAAGAGCAAGAACUGAAACAGCGACAACAAAUUAUGCAGUGGCAACAAGAACUUGAACAACAGCAGCAGAAAAAGCACAAAGUGAAUACAGUCCUCCUGUCUCCUUCAUCAGGACUCUGUACCAUCUAUGAAACUGUAGAAACAAGUGACUCGGAAGAGGAGGGACAAGGAGAGGUCAAGAAAAAGGAGAAAGCAGAGGAUGAAAGAACAUGUCCUAAUGAGGAAAUGCAAAGACAUUCUGAAGACAAAGACUAUCUUUAUUCACAUAGCGGAACUCCUCCGCUCAAGUCUCCGCAGAAAGACCACAAGGAGACCGACGUUGCACCAGACCUGCCAAGUCCUCCACAGUCUCCUUAUGAAUCUCCCGAGCGACCCGUACCUCUAGAGUUUGACUGGGGCAAGAAGGCAGAUAUUGUCCAUCAUCUGAUCAACCAGACUUUAUUGCUUAAAGGUGACAGUUGCUCGCCCCUUCUUCUACUACCGGGAGGAGCAGGGGGAACGCUCAGUCCCUUGGAAAGCAGCCUGUGGCCCCGCCUGUUGCCUCCGCUUACACCCACUUCAGCCACCGUGACUUCUGUGAGCAGCUUUUCACCCGAAGCUCCAGGCAGUUCUGCUCAGGGCGAGUGGACCGUCGUAGAGCUGGAGACUCAUCACUGAGAAAGCUGGAUAAGCACCAGAUGAAGGAUACAUGCCAAAUAUGAACUCGUGGACUUGAGAUGCACCAGUCGGGACAUGAAUGUUGGGGUAUUACAGAAUAGAGCCUUUCCAAGACAAAGUGAUGGGAUUAACUGGUUCUCCAAUUCUGUUCCAACUUCCUAGUCGGGAUAUUACAGAAUAGAGCCUUUCCAAGAUACUAUGAUGGAAUUAAAUGGUUCUUCCAAUUCUGUUCUUAGGCUUUUAAAUUAGUGUUUGAAGCUCGCUCAAACAAUACUGUUCUUGCAACCACCUUCUUUGAUUUAUCCUCAUCCCGGCAGUUAGUGCAGUGAGCUUUCAUUUCCACACCCUCUACCAAUCUAAAAGCAGCAGGACACUGCAGUAUAAUGCAGUGAUACAGGCUCCCUGCCAAACCCAUCAUCUAUAUCUGACCUGCCCUGUGCCAAAAAUCCAUUCUUAAAGGUUUAAUGGGGAUCUCUUACUGGCUUGAACUGCAUACUUGCAUUUGAUCUCCUAAGCAUUGGGUUGGCAUCUUGCCUACAUUGUGGGUAGAGAGCUUAAUGACUGAAGGAAAACAGAUGAUCUCUUGUAUAGGUUUCUACAAUUUAUCUAAGCAUCAUGAUCAGUAACACGAUUUAAAAGUACAUGCUUCCUAUUUGGGUCAAAUGGGAAUUUUCCUGCACUGUGAAUGACACAAUGCCAGAAUGGUAAUUUAGUUUUUGUUGAAUAGGCUAUGCUGUUAUUAUACAACACUGGACAAUUUUUAAUCUGCUGUGUAAAACGUGAUUUACAUAAUUUAUAUAAUAAACUACUGAUUGAAGGUUUUUUUGAAGUACAUUUGGAUUGACACGUGAUAUGAACAGUACUUCUGAAUUUAAAUGUUCAGGGGUUCGGUAAACUUGCACAGAAAAGUAUUACCAAAAUGUCUAAAAUAUUGCGUUUAAGGAGAAAUAUUGAUCUCAUUUUAUUAUUGAAGAAUCAUGAUACUUUAGGUGAAACUAACCUAAAAAGCUGGUAUAUGGUUGUUUUAAUUUAGUGAGAUAUAUGAACUGCUGUAUAAAUAGCUGUGAGUUAAACAGCUACAAUAAUGUGCUACAGGGAUUUUAAGAUGUAUUAUGAGGUGCUGCAAGAAAACUGCAGAUUCAUCACACAAUUCUGUACUGUGAACCCUCUGAACGCUGUGCCUGUCUGAACUAUGAAUGUAAAAGGGACUGUUCUUUUAUUGCCGUUAGUUUUUUUUUUAGGAUCCAGAACAUUGGAGUAUGUUUAAAUGGAUGCUAUACAGUGGUGCAGUGGCCCUACACAUUUUAUAUGCAUUACAUGAAAAAUGAAAAUAUUGAUAUUUACAGUUUAGGGCGGACCAAGCAUGGCAUGUAGUUCCUUAAUCUGAAGUCCUCUUAUGGAUGUCUAUCCGCUGCAAUACGGCCGAUCUAACAACCAUAUCUCUUACAUUUCUAUAAUUUUUGUAUGUCAGGAAGGAACGGAUUCAGAACAGUUCAUGCAAUUUACAGAUUUGCUGUGCCUGAGACAUGUGCUUUCAGAGUGCUGAAUAGGUGAAGUAUUCUCAUACACUGUGACUUUUCAGGAUAAAUGAAAUUCUCUCUUUUUGUGUAAUGUUUCAGUGUUACUGAUCCAUGUCUAAUGUCUCUGCCGGGUGUAAAUGAUUUUAAAUUAUGGCUCUAUAGAAAACUAAAUCAAUAGGGAGAAAGUAUGUGCGCAAUAUUUGAACAUAUACAUGUAUUGUAACUGGACUAGUCUGACAUUGUGCGAGAAAAUCAGUGUCCGGUUUCUGUGUCUGUGUGAGUUUUAUGUGGCACCCAUGUCAUUGAUUGUACUGUGUUAUUUGUCAUUGUCUUUUGGAAUGCUCGAUUCAUUUAUGCGAGUAUGACUCGACCCUAUUAAUUUUAAGAACGUGUUUUAUCACAUGAAGGUACGACGUAUAUUUUAAAAGGAAGAUGUGUCGAGUAGAAGUCUGUUUACUGUAUUUUGAUGAGAGAUUAUUGUAACUGCCCAUUUUGUCUAGUGCUGUGAAGUAGUGAUUAGUUUAGUACUUCGACUGGUGUUUAAACAUGCUUUAUAUUGAGCUUUUUAGUAAAUAUAUCAAAGGAACCACUCACAUCAGGGAAAACAGGAGUUUCAGGCAGAUUCUGACUAUUUUACUGUAUUGACUGAACUACAGUUGCAAAACUUGACAUAUCCACGUGAAAGUACAAUAAUGCACAGGGAGCGCAACUGUAUCAACAAAAACCAGCAGUUAAAACAAUGCACUGAGAAAUUGAACUGGGCUGACUUUCAGAAACACACACAAAUGCUUAAAGGAAUACAAGAAUACUCUGCUCUUCCACCAGUUUGUUGUGUUGCUUUACAAAUGUGCAAAGACACACAGACCUGCUUCUAUGUUGUAUAUUUUUGGUUCUAUGUAUAUUUUGUAAUUUAUUUUGUAAUGAAGGAUUAUGUUAUUUACUGUUUUAUAGAGAUGCGGGCAUUGAGCCAGGACUGCAAGCAGUUUUUUUUCCAGGCUUUGUAAUGGAGUACUUGGACGGCCCAUGUAUUUUAACGUUUCAAUGAUGAACAAUAAAGUUGGUUUGAACAUUUACAAUGUUUUC
This is a messenger RNA of Triplophysa rosa, 7560 nucleotides long. It is a transcript of the gene prr36a, whose product is annotated as proline rich 36a. The transcript has 6 exons. Bases 485 to 4957 code for a protein of 1490 amino acids. Lineage: Eukaryota; Metazoa; Chordata; Actinopteri; Cypriniformes; Nemacheilidae. The record is from RefSeq and is a predicted model, not a curated record.